AUGUCUAACAACAAAAACAACAAACCUUUUCUGUUCCCACAAACUCAAUCCACUGUUCUCCCUGACCCCUCCAAAUUCUUCUCUCCAAAUCUUCUAUCCACACCCCUCCCAACUAACUCUUUCUUCCAAAACUUUGCUCUCAGGAAUGGUGAUCAACCUGAAUACAUUCACCCUUACCUCAUCAAAUCCUCAAACUCAUCACUUUCUGUUUCAUACCCUUUUCACCACUUUAACUCAGCUUUCAUAUACCAAGUUUUCAAUGCUGACCUCACCAUAACUUCUAUUGAACAAAAAUCCAAUCAAAAUUCCAAUGAAAAUCAUAUAAUAUCUUCCUAUAGUGAUCUCAGUGUUACCUUGGAUAUUCCUUCUACAAACAUGACUUUCUUUCUUGUUAGAGGAAGUCCCUUUUUGACUGUUUCUGUAACAAAACCAACCCCUCUUUGCAUUUCCACCAUUCAUGCCAUUCUUUCAUUCUCUUCAAAUGAUAACCUUACAAAAUUCACCUUUCGCCUAAACAAUGAUCAAACAUGGAUUCUAUACACUUCCUCGCCGAUCAAGUUGAGUCAUGAACUUUCUGAGAUCACUUCCGAAGUGUUUUCCGGUCUAAUUCGGAUUGCUUUGUUCCCAGAUUCCGACUCAAAAAACGAGAAUGUUCUUGAUAAGUUCAGUUCUUGUUACCCUUUAUCAGGUGAUGCUAUGCUCAGAGAAAAUAAUUGUGUUGAGUAUAAGUUUGAGAAGAAAGGCUCAGGUGAUUUGCUGGUGUUAGCACAUCCUCUUCAUCUUCAGCUUUUGUCUACGAAUGAUUCUAAUGUUACUGUUUUGAAUGAUGUUAAGUAUAAAAGCAUUGAUGGUGAGCUUGUUGGUGUUGUUGGUGAUUCAUGGCUUUUGAAAACCGAUCCUGUUUCUGUAACUUGGCACUCAAGUAAAGGUGUGAAAGAAGAAUCUCAUGAUGAAAUUGUUUCAGCUCUUAUGAAAGAUGUUGAAGGUCUAAAGUCAUCACCAAUAACAACAUCAUCAUCUUAUUUUUAUGGAAAAUUGAUAGCAAGGGCUGCAAGGUUAGCAUUGAUAGCUGAAGAGGUGAAUUACCUUGAUGCAAUUCCAAAUGUGAAGGAGUUUUUGAAGGAGUCUAUUGAGCCUUGGCUUGAUGGAACUUUUAAUGGAAAUGGAUUUCUCUAUGAUAAUAAAUGGGGAGGUAUUAUAACCAAACAAGGAUCUACUGAUACUGGUGCUGAUUUCGGGUUCGGUAUAUACAAUGAUCAUCAUUAUCAUUUAGGAUACUUUCUCUAUGGAAUUGCAGUGCUUGCUAAGAUUGAUCCUAUUUGGGGUAAGAAGUAUAAGUCUCAAGCCUAUUCACUAUUGGAAGAUUUUAUGACAUUGAGUAGAAACUCAAACUCCAAAUACACGCGUCUAAGGUGUUUUGAUCUAUAUAAAUUGCAUUCAUGGGCCGGAGGACUAACCGAGUUUGCGGAUGGAAGAAACCAAGAGAGUACUAGUGAAGCUGUGAAUGCGUACUAUUCUGCAGCGUUGAUCGGUGUGGCAUACGACGAUGCAGAACUCGUAGCGAAUGCAACGACAGUUACAUCAUUGGAAAUUCUUGCUGCUAAAAUGUGGUGGCAUGUGAAAGAAGGAGAGAAUCUGUAUGAAGAAGAUUUCACAAAAGAGAAUAGGAUGAUGGGAGUUUUGUGGUCCAACAAGAGAGACAGUGGAUUAUGGUUUGCUCCUCCUGCUUGGAGAGAAUGUAGGCUUGGGAUUCAACUCUUACCAUUGCUUCCAAUUUCUGAAGAUGUGUUUUCAAAUGCUGAUUAUGUGAAGGAGCUUGUGGAGUGGACAUUGCUUGCUUUGAAUAGGGAAGGUGUUGAAGAAGGAUGGAAAGGUUUUGUGUAUGCAUUGCAAGGAAUCUAUGAUAAUGAAAGUGGAGUGAAGAAUAUAAGAAGCUUGAAUGGAUUUGAUGAUGGAAAUUCAUUGACUAAUCUCUUAUGGUGGAUUCAUAGCAGAAGUGAUAAAGAGUAG
Molecule: messenger RNA, 2010 nt
Organism: Vicia faba (fava bean)
Lineage: Eukaryota; Viridiplantae; Streptophyta; Magnoliopsida; Fabales; Fabaceae
Source: the annotation of a GenBank genome assembly